GCUUUUCGGAACGACGUCGCAUUAGCCGUACCUCCGGUUUCUUUUACCUCCAAAUCCUGAAAAUUGCCGGUUAAGGGUUUCCAACCAGAAGAGAGGAAGAAGAUGAAGAUAGUGACGUACAACGUGAACGGGCUGCGGCCGCGCAUUGCCCAGUUCGGCUCUCUGCUCAAAUUGCUGAAUUCAUUGGACGCCGAUGUCAUCUGCUUCCAGGAAACCAAGCUGCGACGGCAGGAAUUGACCGCCGACUUGGUCAUGGCGGAGGGCUACGAGUCCUUCUUCUCCUGCACCCGCACCUCCGAAAGAGGCCGCACCGGGUACUCGGGUGUGGCGACGUUUUGCCGGGUGAAUUCGGCGUUCACGAGUGACGAAGUGGCGUUACCGGUGGUGGCGGAGGAAGGAUUCACUGGGGUUCUUGACAGUGGGAAAGGAGAAAUGAAUGCGGUUGCGGAGGGGCUUGAGGAGUUUUCGAGAGAUGAGCUACUGAAGGUUGAUGGCGAGGGGCGUUGUGUUAUCACGGAUCAUGGGCAUUUUGUUCUCUUCAAUUUGUAUGGGCCUCGAGCGGGGGGUGAUGAUACGGAAAGGAUCGAGUUUAAGUUCAAGUUUUUCAAGAUUUUAGAGAAAAGGUGGGAGUCUCUCCUGCGUCAGGGGAGGAGGAUAUUUGUUGUUGGUGAUCUUAACAUUGCACCCACUUCAUUAGAUCGUUGUGAUGCCCAACCAGAUUUUGAGAACAACCAAUUUAGAAGAUGGUUUAGAUCGAUGUUGGUGGAAAAUGGAGGCUCCUUCUUUGAUGUUUUCAGGGCAAAGAAUCCUGAUAGAAGAGAAGCAUACACAUGCUGGUCACAAAGUUCAGGUGCUGAAGAAUUUAAUUAUGGCUCUAGAAUCGACCACAUUCUGUGUGCAGGGGUAUGCUUACACCAAGAGCAGGACUUGCAAAGCCAUAACUUUGUAACUUGCCAUGUCAAGGAAUGUGACAUAUUGACACAAUUUAAACGGUGGAAACCCGGAAAUUCACUGAGGUAUAGGAUACAUAGAUGCUUGCUUUUUGUGUGUGCAGCCCAUGCAUGGAUGUCAUCCUGUAUUACUUUUGCUUUUGGGAUUAUCAACAGUAGGUGGAAGGGAGGGCAGAACAUCAAACUCGAAGGCUCUGAUCAUGCUCCAGUUUACACAAGUUUACUGGAAAUUCCUAGUGUUUCCCAGCAUAGCACCCCAUCUUUAUCUGCUAGAUACAUUCCAAUGGUUCGAGGUCUCCAACAAACCAUUGUGUCGUUGCUAAUGAAAAGACAAGCUGCUGAACAAGUUACUACAGAUGGAAAUUUCAUUAAAGAGAGUUCCAGUGAGGGAGAAAGAAUAUCACCUGAACAAUGUUGCACACCCAGUGGCGACUCCUGUUCUUCGAGCCAAAACUCUGAAGUUCUCUGUUCAAAAACAUACGAGCAUUCAAGCACCUUAGCUAUUGAGGCCACUUGUAACACCUUGGUAACUUUAGGUGGUGAAUGUAACAAAACAAUGUGCGGCAAUGAAGCUAAGAAAAAAGCAAAAAGGAGCUCCCAACUCUCAUUGAGGUCAUUUUUCCAGAAAAGUCUGAUCACUAGCAACAGUGUGAGCAAUAGUAGUGUUAUUUCUACUAAUCAGGGAAAUGUUCCAGAUUCUAAUCAUCUCUCAAAUGAAACUCCAGUACCAGAAAAUCAAAGUGGCAGUCCCAAGCAGUGUGAACUGAACUCAAGUGCAUCAAUUCAGGAUAGCGAUGAAGUAGAUGUCUACUCUUUGGACAAAUCUUUGGACAAAGAGAAGAAUAAUUUUGCAUUAUUGGAGUGGCAAAGGUUACAGCAAGUCAUGCAGAAUAGCAUACCACUUUGCAAGCGUCAUAAUGAACCUUGUGUUGCUCGGGUUGUGAGGAAGCGAGGUCCUAAUUUUGGACGCAGAUUUUAUGUCUGUGCGCGUGCUGAGGGACCUGCAUCUAAUCCUGAAGCAAAUUGUAAUUAUUUCAAAUGGGCUUCCUCGAAACCUCGACAGAAAUGAUGGUGGUGAUCGGUCAUGCCAGGUGAUAAUGGAUGCCGUGCUGUUAGUUUCCGGCCUACUUUUUGGGACGAUGUAGGGCUGACCAUCUCGGUAUGGAAAAUUUUGUAAUUAAAAUGAUUCUUUUUGAAAUAUUGUCUCUGGCAUAAGCUCCUUUGUUGUAUUAUGUAGCAGUAUUUUCUUGUUAGUGAAUUGAUUGCAGUGUUACCCGAAAGAAAUAUGUUUCCAGAA
Messenger RNA from Pyrus x bretschneideri (Chinese white pear), 2247 nucleotides. RefSeq names its product DNA-(apurinic or apyrimidinic site) endonuclease 2. Gene Ontology annotation, cellular component: nucleus. The transcript is spliced from 9 exons. The coding region runs from base 103 to 2019 and encodes 638 amino acids. Gene Ontology annotation, biological process: base-excision repair. The record is from RefSeq and is a predicted model, not a curated record. Gene Ontology annotation, molecular function: double-stranded DNA 3'-5' DNA exonuclease activity; phosphoric diester hydrolase activity; DNA-(apurinic or apyrimidinic site) endonuclease activity. Lineage: Eukaryota; Viridiplantae; Streptophyta; Magnoliopsida; Rosales; Rosaceae.